AUGGCGGAUACUUCUCUUCGCGAUGAGGCUUCGGCAAGGUUAGAGAACUCUACUGCGGGCAGAGAAGACUCCGAUACGAAGCCGGCAUGGAAGUCCAUGUUUGCGUUUGCGGUGCGGGGCCACCUCGCCGUCAUGAUCCCUGCGUGGAUCUCCUCCAUGACCGCGGGAGUAAUCAAGCCAUCUAUGGCGAUUUUUAUGGGAUUUAUUUUCGACGAUAUAGCAGAGUAUGUGGCUGGAUCAACGAACUAUUCAUCAAUGAUAAGACGUAUCUCAAAAUGGUGUAUUGUCCUCACAGGUCUGGGGGUGGGCUCUUGCCUUGCCAACGCCGGGUUCUUUGGAUUGUGGUUGAUAUUUGGAGAGUCACAAGCAAAUCAGGCGAGACAGAAACUGUUCACAGGAUUGCUGAAGAGAGAAAUGGAGUGGUACGACCUUCGUAAAGACGGAAUAUCACCCGUUCUUAUUAGAAUACAAACACAAGUUAGAGAGCUACAAAUGGCGACAUCCCAACCGAUGGGGUUCUUCGUAAAGGAUGUUGCAGCGGCUGUCAUGGCCAUUGGCAUAGCAUUUUAUUACUCGUGGAAGUUAACUCUUGUCCUUUCACUGAGCGUCCCGACAGCGUCACUUGUUCUGUGGCUCAUAUCACGUCGACUCCAACCAGCGAUCGAGGCCCAAAGGCGAGAACUAAACAUAGCCUCAAAAUAUACCAACACAGCCUUCCAUGCAAUCGACACUGUGAAAGUGUUCAACGGACAGAACCACGAGAUACGGCAAUACGCUUCUGCAAUCAACGCCGCCGGCUUGUCAUAUAUGAUCCAAGGGCAGGUCAGAGCUUCACAGAUGGGCACUGCCCGCUUUCUUGUGGUGGUCAUGUUUAUGGCUGGAUUCUGGUAUGGUCUCAAGUUGCACAAGGACGGUGAACUCACACCGGGCGACGUGAUCACGACGUUUUACUCGUUCUUGAUGGCGAACCAGGCUGUGACGUCGCUCUUGGCGCAAUAUGUGAUAUUAUGCAAGGGCAAAUAUGCGGGGGCGACACUGGGGAGGAUUAUUGGAGAAUUGAACAAUACGUUGCCGCUCUCGAAAGUUGCUGGAUCUCGGACAUUGGAGGUCUGUGAUGGGGAUAUCGAGGUCACGAAUCUCACAUUCUCAUAUCCAUCGAAUCCAACGCAGUCUUCGCUUAUCGGCGUCGACUUAUUCUUCCCUGCUGGAGAAACAACAUUUUUGUUUGGUCGAAGUGGAUCUGGCAAGAGCACAUUAACGAACUUAUUACUUCGGUUGUAUGAUACCACAUCAGGCACGAUCUCAAUCGAUGGCUGUCCAAUCGAAACCCUGGAUGUUAACUGGCUUCGAAAUAAUGUAACUCUAGUGCAGCAGCAGAGUGUCUUGUUCGACGAUACUCUGUGGAACAAUGUUGCCUUUGGUUGCAGCGACGGGAAGCAACCAACAGAGGAAGAUAUCCACGUGGCAUGCGAGAUGGCUAUGCUCACCGAGGUUAUUCACGACUUACCCCAUGGACUUAACACUGUAAUUGGAACAGGGGGCGCUGCCAUGAGUGGGGGACAGAAGCAAAGAGUUGCAAUCGCUCGCGCACGACUACGAGACACUCCGAUUCUGAUUUUGGACGAAGCAACAAAUGCGCUAGACCACGUGAAUAAAACCCUCGUUAUGGACGCAAUUCGAGAGUGGAGAAAGGAUAAGACUACUAUAAUAAUCACCCACGAUUCAUCACAGAUCCAAGACAUGGACUUUGUUUACGUUAUCGACCACGGGAAAGUUGUCGAAGAAGGCUACCGGCAAUUGCUCGCUCAGAAUCCUUUUGGCAAUUUCGCAUCUCUGGCAGAUAUCAAGAGCGACAAGGAAUAUAUGGAGGAGAAACGUGGUCAAGUGUCAUCCAUUCAUCAAAACAGGAGCUCAACACAACCGCAUACUAGUACGGAGAUGAUCAAUAAUAUGCGUGUAGCCUCUGCCAACCCUUACGCAAACGGCCCCUUUGGGGAAGGCAGCUCAGAAACCUCGGAACCCUUGACAAAGUUGCAACGCCUGUCUACUUUUCUGGCCUAUAAUCCGGGUUCAAGCCAGCAAGCUCAUCACUACAAUAAUAGAACAUCUCUCAGUAUGGCGACGGUGUAUGCAAAUACUAUCCAUACUAAUGACACUUCAGAUAACCGGAUCUCCUGGCCACUCCGCUCCCAAGAACCUUUGCCCAACCCGCCUGAGCCGAGUUACAGGAGAUCCCAUAAUCGGUUAAGCCAAUAUCCGCCGAAGAACUUCAGCUAUAAUGGGUUGGCGGCUCACAGCCAUAAAGAAAUGAUGUAUCGGGUUGACACAAGAGAAACAGAUGACUUGGAUGCGAGGAUUGCGGAAUCAGAGUUGAAUCUCGAGUAUAUUAACUUGGUGAGGGGUAGUACCAUACAAGUCUCGGCAGAAAAGACCAAAAUGGUCUCCAGGCGUCCUGGACCAGCUACCCUGAAAACGAUUCUGGGUACUAUUUGGCCAAGUCUUACCCGGAGAGAACGGCUGGUAUUGAUACUUGGGUUUGUCAGUGCCUUCGUCUAUGCCGCGUGCACGCCUGUAUUUUCUUAUGUACUUGCAAAGCUCUUCAAUACCUUCUAUGAGACUAAGAACCAAGGGCUAGAAGCGCGUAAAUGGGCACUGUCGCUCCUCUUCAUCGCAGUAGCAGACGGCGCAUCCAGCUAUACCUUCUACUACUCUCUUGAUUGCUGUGCCAGAGCCUGGGUUGACUCCCUUCGAAAGGAAGCGCUCACACGGAUCCUGGACCAACCUCGCGCAUGGUUUGAUGAGGCCGAGAACUCGCUGUCCAUCCUCAACGAGAGCCUUGAUCGCAGUGGAGAAGAAAUGCGCAACCUCCUCGGUCGCUUUGCUGGAUACACAUUCGCUGCAGCCUGCAUGAUUAGCAUCGGCGUCGUCUGGGCAUUCAUUAUGUGCUGGAAGCUCACAGCUGUCAGUCUAGCUAGUGUCCCGAUUAUCUACGCCAUAACCCGCGGAUUUGAGGUUGUAUCUGGAAACCUUGAACGCAAGAGUGACGCAAAGUCCAAUGCUAUUGGCGAAGUCUUUUCCGAGACUUUCAUCAACAUCCGCAUCGUCAGGGCGCUCACACUAGAAUCCCACUUCCAGCGCAAGAACUCCAUUGCUGUUCAAGAAGCAUUCCGCAUCGGCCUCCGCCGCGGCACCUUCUGCGGUCUAUUCUUCGGAAUGUCCCAAUCAACAACCUUCUUCCUCACAGCCCUCAUCCUCUUCUACGGCGCCGUCCUCGUCGGCACCCGCGCCGCCAGUUUCUACGACGUCGUAGCCUGCAUAACCCUCCUCCUCUUCAGCAUCGGCAACGCAAACGACACCCUCGCCGUCAUCCCCCAAAUCGCCAGCGCCCGCGCCGGCGCAACCCGUAUGCUUCGCCUCUCCUCUCUCCCGCCCGGUGAAUCCUCACGGCUUCUCCACCAACGCACUCUUCUCACCCCUCUCCCCAUCCGCAUGACCAACCUCUCCUUUGCCUACCCCUCACAACCACAAACCCCAAUCCUACAAAACCUCUCACUUACCCUAAAGGCCGGAACCAGCACUGCCCUAGUCGGAUCCUCCGGGUCAGGCAAAACAACACUCACCUCUCUCCUCCUGGGCCUAUACACCCCAACCUCCAAUCUCUCAUCCCUAACAUUCGCGCACCACCCCCUCUCCAACCUCGCCCUCCCCGACCUCCGCGCCCACAUGGCACUCGUCCCCCAAUUCCCCACUCUCUUCCCCGCCUCCCUCGCGCAAAACAUCCUCUACGGCCUCUCACCGAGCAGUCCUCUCACAAGCCUCGCGAACAUUGAACGCGCAGUCUCUGCAGCGGGGCUAAAUGAUUUCGUGGCGCGGUUACCAGAUGGGCUAGAGACGCAAAUUGGGGAGGGGGGAAGGGCGUUGUCAGGGGGUGAAACGGUGAGGGUCGCGAUUGCGAGGGCGUUGGUUAGGAGGCCGAAGGUGUUGGUUAUGGAUGAGCCGACGGCGGGGUUGGAUGGGGAGGGAGUGGAGAAGGUAGGGGAGGUGUUAGAGAGGUUGGGGGAUGGGGUGGCGGUGGUGCUUGUUACGCAUGAUGUGAGGAUGAUGAGGAGGGCGGGGUGGGUGGUUGUUGUUGAGGGGGGGAGGGCGGUGGAGCAGGGACGGUGGGAGGAUUUGAGGUGGGCGGGAGGGGCGAUGGAGAGGCUUGUUGGAGGAGGGGAGUUGGGGGGAGUGAAGGAGUAG
Molecule: messenger RNA, 4239 nt
Organism: Pseudogymnoascus verrucosus
Lineage: Eukaryota; Fungi; Ascomycota; Leotiomycetes; Thelebolales; Thelebolaceae
Exons: 3
Coding region: 1-4239 (1412 amino acids)
Biological process (GO): transmembrane transport
Cellular component (GO): membrane
Molecular function (GO): ATP hydrolysis activity; ATP binding; ABC-type oligopeptide transporter activity
Source: RefSeq, a predicted model, not a curated record